Molecule: messenger RNA, 6907 nt
Organism: Hipposideros armiger (great roundleaf bat)
Lineage: Eukaryota; Metazoa; Chordata; Mammalia; Chiroptera; Hipposideridae
Gene: AUTS2
Product: activator of transcription and developmental regulator AUTS2
Exons: 19
Coding region: 1195-4989 (1264 amino acids)
Source: RefSeq, a predicted model, not a curated record
UGAGCGAGGCGGGCGGGCGGAGGAUGGGGCUGUGCCCGGGCUCCCGCUGCAGCCGCCCGGGGACACGCCGUGCACCCUCCGGCUCGGGGCUCUCGCGGCGGCGGCGGCGGCAGCGUUAGCGGCGGCGGCGAGAGCGGCGUUCCCUGCGCUUCUUCCUCGGGCUGGACGUAGCGAAGAGGCAGCGGUGGCGGCAGGAGGCGGCGGCGGCAGCACACCGGUGUCUCUCCCGCUGGAGAUUUCUUUCUGCUUUCCUCGUCGACUGACUCACCCCCUCCCUUUUUUGAGGAAGGGUGACCUCUUCCCUGGGACUGGAAAAAAUAUUUUUUCGAGGAGGGGGUGGUUGGCAGCCUCAGGGUCUGCUGCUUCUCUUCUUUCAGCUCCUCCUCCUCCCCCCUCCAAGACCAAAAAGCAAACCCCACAACUGCUCCAGCAUCCUCCUUCCCUUCCUCCACCCCCCUACUCCACCGCUCCCAGUUUCGCCCUCUCCCCUCCUAAUUAUUUCAUUAUUAUGCUUCCCUCUCUGGGGGGUCUGGUCCCUCUCAGAUCGCGCGGAAGCCCUGGCCUCCCCUGGAUGCCUUUCUUAAAAAUUUGGGAGCCUGGGAGUGAGUUUUCUCCGAGGCGUGUGUGAGAGGCGGCGGGGGUGUUUUCCUGCGCGAGGGGCGGGUGAAGUUCAUUGCCCCCACUUUCCCGCGACCUUUUCGGACCGGGUUUUGACUCGAGGGGCAGGCGUUUUCGGGGGCCGGGGGACGCGGCGGAGAAUGGCUGCGGGGAGGGCUCCCCGGAGCCUCCCAGUUUCUUGAUCAAAGCAUUCCGCUAUUCUGAUUUAUUGCCUGCUUGGUGAGUUAUUUUUUUUUUCCCUCUAAAGGAGACCUGUGUGUUCAGCCAUUACUUUGCUCGGCGCCCCUCACAGGAAUCUCCGACCCUCGGUGCGGUGGGCAGCCCCGCACUUGGGCUCCUUGCCUCUAGCCCUCGCUCCCGGCCCUCCUCCCUCUCUCCGCCCCUUCCCCCUUUUCUUUCUCCUCUCUUUCUUCCCCUCUCUCCCUUCUUUCGGCCGCCGUCUCCCCCGCGCCCUCCUCGGGGCGGAGGGAAGCCGAGAAGGGGGAGGGAGGGGUUGGUGUCAAUUUUUUUGUGUGGCCGCGGCCGGAGCCUUUGGCGGGCAGGCAGCGAGCGGGGAGACCCCGGCGCGGCAGAGCCAUGGAUGGCCCGACGCGGGGCCAUGGACUCCGCAAAAAGCGGCGGUCGCGAUCGCAGCGAGACCGGGAGAGGCGCUCCCGGGGCGGGCUGGGGGCCGGCGCGGCCGGUGGCGGAGGGGCCGGCAGGACCCGGGCGCCCUCGCUCGCCUCGUCGUCGGGCUCCGACAAGGAAGACAAUGGGAAGCCCCCGUCCUCCGCCCCGUCCCGGCCCAGACCCCCGCGGAGGAAGCGGAGAGAGUCCACCUCAGCCGAAGAGGACAUCAUUGAUGGAUUUGCCAUGACCAGCUUUGUCACUUUUGAAGCGCUGGAGAAAGAUGUCGCACUUAAGCCUCAAGAGCGUGUGGAGAAACGCCAGACUCCUCUGAGCAAGAAGAAGCGAGAAGCCCUGAGCAACGGCUUGUCCUUCCACUCCAAGAAGAGCCGGCUUAGUCACCCGCACCACUGCAGCUCAGAUCGGGAGAAUGACCGCAACCUCUGCCAGCACCUGGGGAAGAGAAAGAAGAUGCCCAAGGGACUCAGACAGCUCAAGCCAGGACAGAACAGCUGCAGGGACAGCGACAGUGAGAGCGCCAGCGGAGAAUCGAAGGGCUGCCCCAGGAGCAGCUCCCGAGAAAGGCUCAGCGACAGUUCAGCUCCUUCCAGCUUGGGAACAGGCUACUUCUGUGACAGCGACAGUGACCAGGAAGAGAAGGCAUCAGAUGCCAGCUCUGAAAAACUCUUCAAUACUGUUAUUGUAAACAAAGAUCCGGAGUUAGGUGUCGGCACGCUACCUGAACAUGACAGCCAGGAUGCAGGGCCGAUUGUCCCCAAGAUAUCUGGCCUAGAGAGAAGCCAGGAGAAGAGCCAGGACUGUGGCAAAGAGCCCAUCUUUGAGCCUGUGGUGCUGAAAGACCCCUGCCCUCAGGCCCUGCAGCCGCUGCCCCAGCCCCAGGCGGAGCCCCAGCCGCCUUCUCCAGCCCGUGACCUGGUGCAGUGCACAGAGGCCCUGCCGCAGCCCCCACGUCCAAGCACACAGCCGCCGCAGGCGCCCUCAGAGGCCCAGCUCCAGCCCGUGCCGCAGCCUCAGGUGCAGAGGCCCCCUCGGCCACAGUCCCCCACCCAACUGCUCCACCAGAGCCUCCCAUCCGUGCAGGCCCACCCCUCAUCUCAGAGCCUCUCCCAGCCACUGUCAGCCUACAACAGCAGCAGCUUAAGCCUCAACAGCUUAAGCAGCAGCAGAAGCAGCACCCCAGCGAAGACUCAGCCGGCCCCUCCUCACAUCUCCCACCAUCCCUCGGCCUCCCCAUUCCCCCUCUCACUGCCCAACCACAGCCCCCUGCACAGCUUCACGCCCACCCUGCAGCCCCCCGCACACUCCCAUCACCCCAAUAUGUUUGCCCCUCCCACUGCUCUGCCUCCUCCACCACCACUGACAUCAGGGAGUCUGCAGGUGCCCGGACACCCGGCCGGGAGCACUUACUCAGAGCAAGACAUCCUGCGACAGGAACUGAACACACGUUUCUUGGCCUCUCAGAGUGCUGACCGCGGGGCCUCCCUGGGCCCUCCGCCCUACCUGCGGACUGAGUUCCACCAACACCAGCACCAGCACCAGCACACGCACCAGCACACGCACCAGCACACCUUCACGCCGUUCCCCCACGCCAUCCCGCCCACUGCCAUCAUGCCGACGCCAGCACCUCCCAUGGUGCGUACCCCAGGCAGAAAUUUUGACAAAUACCCUACAAAAGUUGACCCAUUCUACCGGCACAGUCUCUUCCAUUCCUAUCCUCCUGCAGUAUCGGGCAUCCCCCCUAUGAUUCCACCCACUGGCCCUUUUGGUUCACUACAAGGAGCAUUUCAGCCGAAGACAUCCAACCCUAUCGAUGUUGCUGCUCGACCUGGGACAGUCCCUCACACUCUGCUCCAGAAGGACCCAAGGUUGACAGAUCCUUUCAGACCUAUGUUAAGGAAACCAGGGAAGUGGUGUGCUAUGCAUGUUCAUAUUGCCUGGCAGAUCUACCACCACCAACAGAAAGUCAAGAAACAGAUGCAGUCAGACCCACAUAAACUGGACUUUGGACUGAAACCUGAGUUCCUGAGCCGUCCUCCAGGCCCCAGUCUCUUUGGAGCCAUCCACCACCCCCAUGACCUGGCACGGCCUUCGACUUUGUUCUCUGCCGCUGGUGCUGCACACCCAACUGGGACUCCCUUUGGGCCGCCUCCUCAUCACAGCAACUUCCUCAAUCCUGCUGCCCACCUCGAGCCUUUCAAUCGUCCGUCUACGUUCACGGGCCUAGCAGCAGUGGGUGGCAAUGCCUUCGGCGGACUUGGAAAUCCUUCAGUUACACCCAACUCAAUGUUCGGCCACAAGGAUGGCCCCAGUGUGCAGAACUUUAGCAACCCUCACGAACCCUGGAACCGGCUGCACCGAACGCCUCCGUCGUUCCCGACCCCUCCGCCCUGGCUGAAGCCAGGGGAGCUGGAGCGUAGCGCGCCCACUGCAGCUCAUGACAGAGAUAGAGAUGUAGAUAAACGAGACUCAUCUGUUAGUAAAGAUGACAAAGAAAGGGAAAGUGUUGAGAAAAGACACUCCAGCCACCCUUCACCAGCACCUGUCCUCCCGGUGAGCACCCUGGGACAUACCCGCAGCUCCACUGAACAGAUCAGGGGUCAUUUGAACACUGAGGCUCGCGAGAAAGACAAAUCCAAAGAGAGGGAGAGAGACCACUCAGAGUCCCGCAAGGACCUGACCGCCGAGGAGCACAAAACGAAGGAGGGCCACCUGCCCGAGAAGGACAGCCACAGCCACGAGGGGCGAGCCGUGGGCGAAGAGGCCAAGCAGCUGGCCCGGGUGCCGUCGCCCUACGUGCGGACCCCGGUCGUGGAGAGCACCAGGCCCAACAGCACCUCGAGCCGUGAGGCUGAGCAGCGCAAGAGCGAGCCCGCCUACGAGAACCCCAAGAAGAGCUCAGAAGUCAAGGUGAAGGAGGAACGCAAGGAGGACCACGACCUCCCUCCGGAGGCCCCCCAGACCCACCGGGCCUCAGAGCCACCUCCUCCCAGCUCCUCCUCCAGUGUGCACCCGGGGCCUUUGGCCUCCAUGCCCAUGACGGUGGGGGUGACAGGCAUUCACCCCAUGAACAGCAUCAGCAGCCUGGACAGGACUCGCAUGAUGACCCCCUUCAUGGGCAUCAGCCCCAUCCCGGGUGGAGAACGGUUCCCAUACCCUUCUUUCCACUGGGACCCCAUUCGGGACCCUUUGAGGGAUCCCUACCGAGAACUUGACAUUCACAGGAGAGACCCGCUGGGCAGGGACUUUCUGCUAAGGAAUGACCCUCUUCACCGUCUCUCCACUCCCCGGCUGUACGAAGCUGACCGCUCCUUCAGGGACAGGGAGCCUCAUGAUUAUAACCACCACCACCACCACCAUCACCACCCUCUGUCUGUGGACCCACGGCGGGAACACGAGCGAGGGGGUCACCUGGAUGAGCGGGAACGCUUGCACAUUCUCAGAGAGGACUAUGAGCACACGCGGCUCCACCCAGUGCACCCGGCUGCCCUCGACGGGCACCUCCCCCACCCCAGCCUCCUCACUCCGGGACUCCCCAGCAUGCACUACCCCAGAAUCAGCCCCACCGCGGGGCACCAAAACGGACUCCUCAACAAGACUCCUCCUACAGCCGCGCUCAGUGCGCCGCCCCCACUCAUUUCUACACUGGGGGGCCGCCCAGUCUCUCCCAGAAGGACUACUCCACUGUCGGCAGAGAUAAGGGAGAGGCCGCCUUCCCACACGCUGAAGGAUAUUGAAGCUCGAUAAGGAGAGACUAGGACACGAAAGAGGAAGAAAUCCUACCCCGACACGAUGCCAGACUUUAGAAAGAGAGAGCACGAGAACUCCUGCAUCAUUAACACAGACUGGGGGGCGAGAAGCCCCCAACUCUUACCUUUGUAAAAAAUGUAUAGACUCGGUGCAGAUUUUGAAAUGUUUUUGUAUAUUAUAUGUUGAAAUUUUUCAGAUCUUUUAGCCAAGUCACAUGUUCUCACGUGUCCCAACUCUCUCGGUUUCUCGUAUAAAACUUUUUGAUUUGAACCAAAACAGUGAAGAUGACAACACACACCAGUGUGGUAAUACUUGGGGAGAAAGCAAACAACAAUCCACACAAUCCAUCGUGCAAAGCUCUUUCAGGUGAGAAGGGAAAGCCGUGUACAUACUAUGUAAAAAAAGGUUGCUUCACGAGCUAAGGGUUCAUAUAUGCAAAAGGGUAAGAUGAAAGCUUUACUUUGUAUAAAUGUAAAUAGAUAAAGAUUAAGUAACAUAAUACAUUAAUACUUCUUAAAAUGUGCUAUUUGCAAACCUAAUAUCAGUGAACACAGGUGGCUAUGCUGUGUUCCCAUGUAUUGUUAUAGACAGCUAAACCCUUCAACUAUGCAAUGAAUGUUAGGGCUUUUCACAAAAGCCCGUCUAACUCAAAGGAGCCUUUUCAAUCCAUUUACAACAUACUUAAGGUCAUAUUUUCCCUGAACAAGCACUUACGUGAUAUGACUCUGUUUUCCUUGCUUGUUUUUUUCAAAUGGAGAAACAUCCUAUUUUGCAAAUUGGACCCCAGGCUGAAACUUUGCGUCUGAAGUUGCUGCUUGUGGGCUCCCAGGGGGAGAGGGCAGCCCUGGAAAGGUAACGAGGACAUGAGCAACCAGUGCCAGGGAGGACGGGCGUUGUCAGAUGCCAAAAUCAGGGGACACAAACAGGUCGCCAGCAUCUCGUCACCACCCAUCACAUGAUUUCACACACACCUCUUGUGGGAACCAUGCAUUUUUCAGUGUGUCCUGUUUCAUAUCUGUACACACCUCCUCGUUUGGUAAUGAGAUUUAAUUACACCUAAACAGAUCCUGAAAGAAAGCUUCAAGUUUUCUCAGAUGAUGGAUAUGUUUUCACUGUAUUCAAUAACUGACGAGUUUAAGGUGCACAUUUCCUAAUGUGACUCAAUGUAUUCCAGUCAGUAAUAAAGUCUGGGAAUAGCCGUGACAGGUCAGCCCUGUGCAGCCAUGGAGAGUUACAGAGGGUGGAAGGUGGCAGACAAAGUUUUGUGUGUGCGUGUGUUUUUAAGUUUGCAUCGAUCUUAAUGUCUCUUCAUAAUACUUUUAUAACACAUUAAGCCUCUUGUCUACAUAUUUGGAGAGAAUAUGACUUUACUAGCAGAGAAAUACAAUAUAUCUUGUCUACUGGACUGUAAAAUAUAUGUAUGAAAUAAAAUUAGUUCCAUUUGGUCUUCUAGUAUAUUAAAAGUGCUAUCUGACGUUGUUAUCCUGUUUUUGCAAAAAAAAAAAAAAGUUAAUUACAGACCAUUGUUUCUAAUAAGCAGAGAGAUCUAUUUUAGUAGUAAACUAAAGGUUUAGUUGUGAGCUUCAGAUUUUGUGAACUCCAGAUGUUGUGCAGUGUUUUUUUUUUUGUUUUUGUUUUUUUUGUUUUGUUUUGUUUUUUUGUUUUUUAAGACAACAAUUAAAAAGGAAAAAAAAAUUCAAGGAAUAUGUACACUGGAACUGUAGUGGUAGCUUUCAGUAUUGUAAAGAGAUUGUUCUAUACAGACCUUUUUGCCGUUUAUCCUGUAUGUAAUAAAGUCCUUUCUAGAUCCUAUGUGAAAAGAAAAGUGAAGCGACUGAAUCUUCAGCAUGUUCUCAUCAGCGGAGCCUUCUUGUGUAACGUAAACUGUGCCAUGUUAUUAAAAAAUGUGAACUAA